UUACAUUCCACUUUAUUAUUAGCUUACGACAAUUGUAUUUUUUUUAAAGUAAUUUAUUGGAUUUAUGUUAACUAGUAAAAGUACAAUUUAUACAACUUACAUUAUAUUCAUAUGAAUUAGACCGUGCCAAUAUAUAAUAUUUGAAACAUAUUUCUAGCACAUUAGGUUAGAUUCUACCCGGUAGUAUAAAAAUUAUAUAAAAAACAAACAUUUUAGUAUGAAGGAAACACAAGGAAAAGUAGAUAUAUAUCGUGACACACCUGUCAGAUACUUGGGAUAUGCAAAUGAGGUAGGAGAAGCCUUCAGGUCUCUAAUUCCAAAUUCAGUAGUAUGGUUCAGUUACAUUGUAUCUACUGGAUAUGUUUUUGCAGAUACAAUUGACAAAGGUUUACAAGCCUAUCAUAAAAAUCCAAACGCAACAAAAGAUGUUCUAAUUUCUAUGAGUGAUACUUUACUAUGGCAAUCAUUUGCAUCAGUGAUUAUUCCUGGCUUUACAAUUAACAGAAUUUGCACUGCUGUUCAAUAUGUACAAAAGAGUAAUGUGGCCUUAAAAAGUCGAUGGAUUCCCACAAUUGUUGGUUUGGCAUCCAUACCUUUUAUAAUACAUCCUAUAGAUGCUGCUGUGGAAGAAGCAAUGAAUAUGACUUAUAGAAAGUGGAUAGGAUAUUAUCCUAAAUGACCACUACUUUAAAAUGUGUAUAUGAAGCUGUAGGAUUUGCUGAAAGUAUAUUUUAAGUUUGCUUAUUGUUAGUUUGAAAGGGAAAUACUGCAUUAUUGCAGUUGAAAAUUGUAUACAUUUUGUUAUAUUGUACAUAUUAAAUUUUGUUUCAAUAUUAUAAAA
Molecule: messenger RNA, 841 nt
Organism: Osmia bicornis bicornis
Lineage: Eukaryota; Metazoa; Arthropoda; Insecta; Hymenoptera; Megachilidae
Product: mitochondrial fission process protein 1
Exons: 3
Coding region: 218-679 (153 amino acids)
Biological process (GO): mitochondrial fission
Cellular component (GO): mitochondrion
Source: RefSeq, a predicted model, not a curated record